Messenger RNA from Cricetulus griseus (Chinese hamster), 665 nucleotides. NCBI's taxonomy places the organism in Eukaryota, Metazoa, Chordata, Mammalia, Rodentia, Cricetidae. The record is from RefSeq and is a predicted model, not a curated record.
GAAAAGAAGCUGACAGUCAGGCAAAUCCCACAUUCUGAGGUCCAGCACCUGAAGUGUCUUGCCACCAGCAAAAGACCCCAAAUAGGACCUGAGAUUGAUUGAAUUUUAUUGGAAAGGUUUCAACAGACCUCUUCAAGAUGCCGUCUCAGAUGGAGCAUGCCAUGGAAACCAUGAUGCUUACAUUUCACAGAUUUGCGGGCGAUAAAGACUACUUAACAAAGGAGGACCUCAGAGUGCUCAUGGAAAGGGAGUUCCCUGGGUUUUUGGAAAAUCAAAAGGAUCCCCUGGCUGUGGACAAAAUAAUGAAGGACCUGGACCAGUGCCGAGAUGGCAAAGUGGGCUUCCAGAGCUUUUUAUCACUGGUUGCAGGGCUCAUCAUUGCAUGCAAUGACUAUUUUGUAGUACACAUGAAGCAGAAGGGAAAGAAGUAGGCCACAUGGAGCCCUGGUCCUCCCUCCCACAGGGCCCCUUGAGGAGCCUGCCUCGCUGCUUCUCAGGAGCAGUUCAGGACCUGCAGGAAAUGUGCAAAUAACAUCCAACUCCAAUUCCACAAGCAGAGAAAGAAAAGUGAAUUCAGUGACAAAGAAGCUUUGGGUUUUUUAUAUUGUUUGCAUCCUGCUGCCCUCAAUAAAGAGAGUCCCCCCCUUUUUUUUCUUAGUUCUGAA